UGACAGCAGUGUUCCCACAGGAGUCCAUGCUGCGAGUCACUUCAUUACACUUUGCUCUCUUCUUCUCCCUCCUCCCUCUGCCUUGCUCCUUCUCAGGAUUGACUGCCACCUGUUCAACAGACACCUGUCAGACAGAGAAGGACUUUCCCUCUGCUCACGCCAGCCACACAAAGAAGGACACUAUCACAGACUCUCAGCUGAGCCUGGGCGCACAUUGUUCUGCUGGACUAAGGAGGAAGCAGGUGGACUGUAAAGAAAACAGAGCAAAGACAGGAGAGAAACUUCUAGAAGAAGCAUGUCGAAAGAGGGAGACAAAGCAGAUGUGAUUCGUAGCACCAAAGUGCGCACCAAACUGAAGGGGGAUUGCAGCUGGCUGCAGCGCCGUGGUGAACCUGAGGAAGAAAAAACAGAGGAGAAACCAUGGCUAGCAGAAGUAAGGGCCGGCCGUGCCAAUGGAGUUCCUACUGAGACAAGUCCAGUUUCAUCACCAACAAAACCCACCCCACCACCUACAAACUCCGAGCCCCAAAAAGCACCAACAUCAGGAUACAUGUUCAGAGGUGUUUUCACUAAAGUAGACAAGCCCGAUCCACCCAAAAAGCCAUUAUUGGUUAACGGCCCAAGCGGGACAACACAAUUCACCAAAAAACCUUCAGAGACCUACAAGAAAAUAGCCCCCUACACUGUGAAGCCCUCUUUGGAAAAGCAGGAGAACACGCUUAGCCCCGAGGAGCAGGAGAAACGGACGGAGGCAGCCAGCAAUGUUCUGAGGAAAUCUGCUGCCCGGCAACGCUCCUAUGUGCUUUCUGCAGCAAAGAAAUAUGAGUCUAAAGCAGAGGACUCCCCACCUGUCAACAACACUGUGGCUUUUGUUGCUAAAAGGGUGGAGAUUACAGAUGAUGAUGAGAGUGCUGCAACUCCAGCACCUGCCAGCUCUACACCUCGCUCCCCUGUCGCCCCCACAACAUCUGUCGCCACCGCUCCUCAGCCUAAACCACGGAAAACAGCUGACACCAGUGUUAAAACACCUGUUGAUGUGGCCAUUAUAAAGCCGCUGGCACCAAAGGUGGAGGAGAAAGUCGCCACUCCAGAGCCGGCCAAAGAAGAUCCCGCUCCAGUGUCUGUGGAUGUGCCAGUGAGACCAAAGGUGGAGGAGAUAGUGGCUGCCCUAGAGCAUGCUAAAGAGGACCCCACUCCGGUGUCUGUUGAUUUGCCAGUGAGACCAAAGGUGGGAGAAAUAGUGGCCAACCUGGAGCAUGCUGAAGAAGACCCCACUCCACUGUCCGUUGAUUUACCAGUGGGGCCAAAGGUGGGAGAAAUAGUGGCCAACCUGGAGCAUGCUGAAGAAGAACCCGCUCCAGUGUCCGUUAAUUUGCCAGUUGGGCCAAAGGUGGAAGGAUUGGUGGCCCCCCUCGAGCAUGCUGAAGAGGACCCCACUCCAGCGUCUGUUGAUUUGCCAGUGGGGCCAAAGGUGGGAGAGAUGGUCGCUGCCCUAGAGCUUGUUAAGGAAGACCCCACUCCAGUGUCUGUUAAAAAGCUGGACGUAGCAGAGGUAGAAAAAGAUGUCCCUGUCCCGGCACCCACCAAUGAGGACCCCGCUCCAGUUUCUGUCCCAGAAAAGGACCCAUUUGAAGGCAUGAAGCCAGGGUGCACCAAGGUGGCCACACCUCUCCCUGUACUUCUCCCUCAGUUUAUUCAAGCUGUCAGCACAGAGUCAGAAACAGGAGAUACAAAACCUACAAGCCAAGAUGAAACUUCUCUGGUUGACCUCACCCCAACACCAGAAUCACCUACGCCAUUGUCUCCUCCAGCUGUCCCACUUUCACCUAUUCCGUUGUCUCCUACGCCUGCUCCAGCUGUCCCGCUUUCCCCGGUCAAAGUGUCUGCUGUAACAGAGAUCACAGUGAAGUCAGAGCCUGAACCAGAACCUGAGCCAGAACCAUCUCCAAAACCAGGCUCCAGUGUUGACACUCUCAGCGCCUUGUCCAACACCCUGAUUUCUUUCAAUACAACUUCAAGCAGUGUAAGGAAUGAUGAGCCAGAGCUGGCAGAGGAAAAAGGAGGCUCAGCGGACAGUCACACCUCAGAGGACGGUGAUGAAGAGGAGCCAACUCCAGAAAUGAGCAACUGUAUUCCAAUAACAGAUGAUCUCCUGCCACUAACAGACAGUCCCGAGGAGGGAGCCGAGCCCAUUCCCCUCAGCCCGGGACGCUGGAGUCAGGAUCUCCUUAGUGGACUGGACAGAGAGUCAAACCCAACAAAACCUUAUGGCACCGUGGAUCUCCUGGCUGAUGAUGUCAUUGUAUCGCACACAGAAGUACGCAGCCUCAGCACGCAGCCAGAGGAGGAGAAACCGACAGAUGAGACAGCCAAAGAAACACAAAGCUCCACGGAGACCGUCACUGUAACCACCAAAACUGUGAUCAUUACUGACAAAAGUGAAGAGGAUGGUGCAGAUCCCUGGAGCUCGCAUGUAAAAACAACUACAGUCACUACAUCAAGCUCGGCUGAUCCGUUUGAUCCAUAUCCGAUAGGGACCACAUCCCCUAACAGCUCCUCUGACCUGCUCCAGCCUCUCUCAGAUACUUCCAUCAACAGGGUGUCAGCCACCUUCACUGAGAGCAAAGAUCCAAGUCCACGCACACUUACCAGCAGUAAUGCUUUGGAAUCCCUUGCAGAUGAAGUCAUCCCUAAUAACACGGAGGCUACAAGCACCAGCACUCGGCGGUCAUGGACACGCACGUGGGAAAGCAGCACGACUCGGCAGACUUACACAGAAAAGAGCGAGGAGGCUAAACCGGAGGGCCAAGCCGAGGAUCAAAACAUGAUGGUCAUGUUUGAGCGAAAGUCCAAGGAAAAUGACUCCCCAUGGGACCGAUGGACAUCACCCACAGUCUAUACUAUCCCAGGACAAGAUGAAGAAGAGGAAGAGGAGGAGGAAAGCCCUGAGGACACACAGACACAGACAGUGACAACAAUCACCACUAUCAGGGAGAUGCACAGCGAGCCAGAGCCGGCUAUGGAUCGCUAUGACACCUAUUCCAGGACUGUGAGGACUGUGAGAGAAGAAGAGCAGCGUGUCCAAACACCAGAGCCCGAAACAAAAAAGGGGUUUGUGUAUGUAAAGGAGUACGUCAAUGCAACAGAGACCUCCCUGUAUAAUGCCAGAGACACAGCCGAUGGUGUGUCCGAUUAUUUCACAUCAAGAUCUGCAAAUUACUCAUACAGCAGCCCCUCCAGCGGCUCUCUGUCAUCCACCUGUAACUACUGUGGAAAGCAGGUCGGCAACGAUGCCAGGAUCUCCAUCGAGCACCUCAACGUCAACUGCCACCCUGCCUGCUUCAAGUGUGGCGUCUGUGGUAAGCCAAUGGGAGACCUACUCUACAGCAUGUUUCUACACGAUGGGAAAGUCCACUGCGAGAGCUGCUACUCCAAAGCCCUUGACUGAUUAUCAAAGCUCCUCAGCAGCCUCUUAUCCUCGUCACCUUCCCUUCACGUUCAUUUACAUAUAAAGUGAGAACUGGUCAGGCAUAUAGUUCAGGCUGCUUUUGGUUUCAACUUAACGAUAGUGAACAUUAUGAUUAGAUAGAUAAUACCAUCUCUUACAUUAGGUAAAUUUCUAAUUUCUCACACAUUAUACAAGCUUGAGUUCUUUUUCCUGUUGGUGUAAGCUGUAUCUGCCUCAGUAAACUAUGAAGGAUGUUUGAUAUAGCAGACUAAAACUGGAUAGUGGGGUACUAUAGUAUAAUUACGCAGCGUUAGUUGUGCAAGAAAAACAACUUUGUUACAAAAUGUUUACUCCUUUUUUCUCUUCUUCAUACAAAACAGUGUGUUAACAUGUAUUAUGCUUUGUUAUGAAAAUAAAAUGAUUAAUAUAA
This is a messenger RNA of Cheilinus undulatus (humphead wrasse), 3878 nucleotides long. It is a transcript of the gene znf185, whose product is annotated as zinc finger protein 185 with LIM domain. The coding region runs from base 296 to 3448 and encodes 1050 amino acids. The record is from RefSeq and is a predicted model, not a curated record. The transcript has 35 exons. NCBI's taxonomy places the organism in Eukaryota, Metazoa, Chordata, Actinopteri, Labriformes, Labridae.